UUUUUCUAUAAUUUGGAGAUUAAUGUCUCAGGGGGUGGUGCCUGUCUGCGAGUGGAACAUAAGUUUAUACAUGUGAUGAUAGUGUCAAGUCUCUCUGCGUCAAAAACAAUAAUUUGAUAUUAUUUUGUAGAUAAGAGCCGUACAGUCAGUCAGUACCACAAUUAUUAUAUUUUGCAGGUAACGUUUACACAGGAAUUCUCUAGGCGGGAUGAUUUUAGUUUACUUUACUCUCAGUCGUAGUCGACAUUGAUCAGCUGUUUAUUGUUUUGGUACUUCUGCGUUUUGGGCCGGUUUACUUUAUCUGGCAUUUUAAGGUUAUAUUUGCACCACGAUGACCAAGCGACUUCAGAAUCACUGUCAUGUCAGCAGAAAGUGAAGUGGAGACGAACGGUACACCCGUUUUAGUACGUUUCCAAACUGACCCUCUCAGUACUUCAGUGUCUGAAGUCGAAAAUGGAGAUGUUGCUGCCGUUGAGAUAGUAGCUGUUGCUGCACCAAAAGUUGGUGAUGAGCUCAAAGAUGAUGAUCUUCUGCUUGCAGCCACACUUGUUCAAGAUGCAGUGCAUGGACAAGAUAUUGGGUUUAAAACAGAUCCUGCAUCUGUCAGAGCAUAUCGCUUGUAUAACCAUAGAGCAAUGAGAUGGGGUCUGUACUUUGCCAUCUUACUGAAUUUGUGCCUGGGUCUUUUUGAAAAACCUGCAACCUGGCCUCUCCCAAUAUGGGCCACCAUCAGUGUAGAAGGACUGGUGCAUGCCUUUUACAUUUUUAGAUUUUUUCAUGGGAAACAUUUUGCAAAACCUGGAUUUUGGAAAGAUACGAAGCAUGUAGUUGUUUUGGUCACCAUUAUAUUGACCUGUCUAGAUAUGAUAAUCUACAUAUUUUGGAUUAACCUGGCCCCCUAUGCACACCCAGUUAGAUGGUCAAGAGCUCUCAGGCCAUUAUAUAUGAUCAAUUUUGCUGAAGGAAGACAGAUUAGAAGAGCCUUUAGGAACAUACGCCGUACCCUGCCAGGCAUUCUAAAUGUACUGGUUUUAUUUUUCUGUAGUGUGCUUUUAUUUGCCCUAAUGGGCUUGAAAAUAUUCCAAAAAAGAAAGCUGAAAAACUUGGAUGGCAGUCCAUACUUUGAAGAUUACUGGGAGAGCAUCUGGGCAUUAUAUGUACUAGUCACUACAGCCAAUGAUCCAGAUAUCAUGAUGCCUGCAUAUGACAAUGACAAUUGGUCUGCCUUGUUCUUUGUUGUCUAUCUUCUCAUAAACUUGUACAUCUUCAUGAGUAUUUUGUUGGCUGUUAUUUACAAUAACUAUAAAAAACAUCUAAAGAAUGAGGUGAGAAUGGCUGUAAUAUCUAAACGCAAGAAACUAUUUCAAGCCUUCGAAAUUCUGAAAGUACAGAAGGAUGGGAAGGAAGUUUUGACUGAGGAACGAUGGAGUUUGUUAAUGAAAGCUAUAUCAAAUAAGAGGAGUGGUGCACAAAUAGAACUGCUGUUACAUGUGCUGGAUGAAGAUGGGGAUAACUGUCUCUUGAGAACAGAGUUCUUGAACCUUGUAGACUUGCUGAAUGUGCCCUUAACAGAGGUCCAUGACAGGAAAACACUAUUUGAAAAGAUGUGUCCAUCUCUUUAUCUGUCAAGAGUCAGUGAAGUUGUCAAGAUGUGUGUAAAACAUAGGUUUUUUCGCUACUUCUUUGACUUCAUGAUUGUGGUGAAUGCUGUUUUCAUUGGACUGUCUUUAGAUGAUGCAGAGUGGUUUUUCUUAGUGCUGUUUGCCAUGGAAAUAUUGCUUAAGAUGUAUGCCUAUGGCUUCAGGCAGUUUUUUUCAUUGUUCUGGAAUUGGUUCGACUUUUUAGUCAUAUUCAGUGCUUUGAUAGCUACUAUAAUUGAAGCAUUGCUGCAAGAAUGGCAAGAUGAGAGCAACACCUUAGAUAUUUUACUGGUUUUAAGGGUCUUGAGGCUCAUUAAGAUAAUAGGAAGCAUCGACAGAUUUAAGGUGAUUGUGAUGACAAUCCUCAACAUUGGACCUUCCAUUAUAACAUAUGGAGGAGUGAUAUUUGUCUUCUAUUACAUCUUUGCUAUCAUUGGCAUGGAAGUAUUUUCAGGCCUUGUUGCCUACUAUCCCUAUGAUACAAAGAACCAAAGUCAGUUGUUCUGUGGCAAUCCUGCUUUGAAUGGAUCUGAGUUUGCCAGAGAGCGAUACUGCAGCAACAACUUCAGCAAUAUCUUGAGAUCAUUUGUGUUGCUAUUUGAACUGACAGUGGUAAAUCAGUGGCAUGUCCUGACAUCGGGCUUUGUUUUGGUGACAAGUAAAGCUGCAAGGAUUUAUUUCUUUACGUUUCAUCUGAUUUGUGUAGUGAUCAUUCUGAACAUUUUCACAGCUUUUGUAUUGGAGGCCUUUAUCCUGGAAUAUUCCUUGUCAAAAGGGAAAUUUGAGCACAGAAUUGAGCAAAAAAUCAAAGAAAUGGGAUACAGUAUUGGACAGAAAACGGAGCCAGGUCCCUUAAAGAUGAGUGUUAAGCAUGACAAAACUGGACUUGUGGACAACAUAGAGGAGCAUCCAACAGAAGAAGAGACCUCCACCUCCACACAGGAACAAGAUGGAGGUUUAAGCAGGUCAAGUUCUAAUACAAGUCUUCCUGAUUUAGCUUUGGAAAAAGGAAUGAGGUUCCACCUGAAGAAGAGAAGUCGCAAGAAAGUGGAAGUGUUACUUCAAUACAUGUUUGAAAACGAGUUGGGACCUGAAGGCCUGCUCGAUAUUGACGAUGUCACCAAUCUCCCAGAGGAGGACGUCAAACCUUUCCCUCUUACCCUAGACAAUGUCACAUGAGACAGUUUAUGACACAGGUGAUGCUAGCUUGCAUGUCACUUGACUUUGAACACAUUUUUGGUGUAAAUAAAAAAAUUGAGUCAUUUCUAGGCAGAAGUCAGUUCAAACCGUACAUUUGACCAGGCUUCACUUUGUCCCUGAGUAAUUACUUAAUAUCAGCACAUUGGUAUUCCUAAGUAUAUAAAAAGCUACCUGCCCAGUGCACCAGCAAGCAACCUGUGGAAGACUGGCAUUAUUAUGUCCUAUUAUGUAAACAGAAAUUCAUGGUAAGCACAGGCCAUAUAUUUGCAUUUAUACAUAGAAAUGUAAUAUGAUACUGAUAGGCACAAUGCCAAUUUUCAGACUUAUAAUGGUCAAGUUAUAAUCUCCAUCAUGAUUAACUGUAUUAUCAUUUUGUGCAACAUGAUUGUUAAUAUACACCCAAUAGAUGUCCCUUUAUAAAUUAUUAAGGAGUUGUUGAUGUUUGUAUGUUAAUUGAUGACAAAAUCAAUUAAGUUUAGAUUAAUAAUUUUUGAGGAAUGGGAUAUUUUUAAUAUAAUAUUAAAGAAUUGGUCUGAAUUAUUACAAAGAGAUUAUUCUUCUAAAAGAGUUAUAUAUGAUGAAGAUAUAUAGAUUGUUGUCUCCACAUGCCAGUGAUAUAUCAAGCACAAUGAAGUGCUAGGCCAAAUUUUUUGGUGGAUUAUUCAUUCUGAUAAAUGAAGAAUAAACUUGAGAUUUCGUGUUACUUGGAGAUAUUUUAGGUUUAGAUGUGCAAUAUGAUUUAUACCUGAUUUAUAGUAGAAUGGAGAAAGAAAACAAUGAGUGUGUAAGCAAAACAUAUUAAAGUAUUUAACAUAAAUAUUGAAAAAGGAUAUUCAAUUAAGAUACAUGUCAUAAGUGAUCAGCUGUCAAAAUAGAAAAUAUAGUUACUACCCUGAGUUUGAGAGGCCAUUUCUGAGCAUACUUAUUAACUUCAUGAAGUGUUUUAUUUUAUUUCAUUUAUUAUUAUUAUUUAUUAUUAUUAUAAUUUUUUUUAUUUGGUUACUUGAACGUACUCACUGAAUGCCAUGUGAAUGUUUCUCAAACAGUUUUAUUGCCUUAUCUUUUGACCAGAUAACUGAAUCACAUGCAUUUAUAUGGUCUACAAAACUGAAUUGGAAUUGGUGAUUGGAUUGGUAUCUCAAGAUUAAAAGGUCAAAGAUAAAAGUGGAUGGAAUAUCUGCUUAUUUGCCAGGAUUGCAUGACCAUCAGAUUGUAAAGCUCAGGCUAGAUUUUGACUUUAUAUAUCUAUACAUAUACGCUGUGGAUAUCAUAACAGAGUUGGUGCUAAAUAUAAAAUAUAUACUGUACAUUGCCAUUUUACAACUAUGAUAACAGAAAAAAUAAUAUCAAAUACUCAUUAAGUAAUUUUUCAUGAGAUUGAGAUGUUAUAUAUGUUAAGAGGUCAAUGAAGACAUUUAUAGAUUGCUGAUAUUCUAUGGUCUAAUAAAAUUCAUGCUGAUUGGUA
Messenger RNA from Lingula anatina, 4305 nucleotides. RefSeq lists its product as uncharacterized. Gene Ontology annotation, cellular component: membrane. Gene Ontology annotation, biological process: transmembrane transport; monoatomic ion transport. NCBI's taxonomy places the organism in Eukaryota, Metazoa, Brachiopoda, Lingulata, Lingulida, Lingulidae. Gene Ontology annotation, molecular function: calcium ion binding; monoatomic ion channel activity. The record is from RefSeq and is a predicted model, not a curated record.